GCGGCCGCUGGGACCGGAGGAGAAGGGGGCGGGAGAGAAAGGCAGAGACCGUUACCGCACUUUUACAUGCUCCGUAACCCCAGCUAGUGGCUCUGCCUUCCUGAGCCUUGGUUUUCCUGAAUGUGGAACCAGCGCCACGACUCUUAGGGGUCUCCGCACUCAGCCUUCGUCCCAGGGUCCCCGGAGGCGGCUGCCUGGUCCUCGGGCUCUUUUUAUACCCGGGAAGACAGAGGCCCUGAGUGCGACCGUCGGCCCGCGAUCACCCCUCCCAGUGGAGGUGUGGGGGUUCGGCUGAGCCCGCACUGCUCUCUCUGGUCGCUGCCUUUUAUGGCCCCGCCCAGCCCACAGAUGUCGAUGGGGCCGGCAGCGUCGCUACUGGACCCGGCGCAGCCCACCCGUUGGCCCCCUGGUUCAGCUGUCCCAUUCUCACAGAGUCCAGUGACCUUUAAAGAUGUGGCUGUAUACUUCUCCCAGGAGGAGUGGGGGCUUCUUGAUGUGGCCCAGAGGCACCUGUACCACAAUGUGAUGUCGGAAAACUUUGAACUCAUGACCUCACUUGGUUGUUGGCAUGGAGUGGAAGAUGAUGAGGACCAUCCCAAGCAGAAUGUUUCUGUAGAAGGUGUGUCACAGGUCAGGAUCCCCAGUGCAGACCCCUCCACCCAGAAGGCUGACACCUGUGACAUGUGUGGCCCAUUCUUGAAAGACAUUUUGCACCUAACUGAGCAUCAAGGAACAUACCCUGAGGAGAAACCCUGCAUGUAUGGAGCAUGUGGGAGGGACUUUUGGUUCAACACAAACCUUCACCAGCACCAGAAAGAGCUCAGUGGAGAGAAGCCCUUCAGAUGGUACAAAAACAGGGACUCAUUUGUGAAAAGCUCUAGAAUCCACCUGUUGGAGAAGACCUUGACUUGUGGGGAAGGUGGGAAGGCCAUUCUGGACAGCCAUGAACUUCAGCACCAGGCUAUUGACAGUGGGAGGAAGCCACAAAGGAACAUCCAGCAUGGGGAGGCCUUCCUACACAGUUCCAUUCUUAGGCAGCUCCCAGAAGUCCAUACCACACAGAAACUCUUCAAGUGCAGCAAAUGUGGAAAAGCCUUCCUGAAGAGCUCCACCCUCUUUAACCAUCUGAGAACUCACUCUGAAGAUAUACCACUUAGAUGCCCAACAGGUAGAAAUUUCUUAGAGGAGAAAUCAACCCUUGUUAACCAAAAAUUUCACUGUGGAGAAACAUCCCAUGUGUGUAUAGAGUGUGGGAAGGCCUUUAGUCACCCAUCUAAACUGAGGAAACACCAGAAAUUACACACUGGGGUAAAAUAUUAUCAGUGUAGUAAAGGUGGGAAAACAUUCAGCCACAAACUCACACUUGUUCAUCAGAGAAUUCACACAGGAGAAAGACCUUAUGAGUGCAGUGAGUGUGGGAAAGCCUUCAAUAACAGGUCACACCUCUUUCGGCAUGAGAAAGUUCACACUGGAGAAAGGCCUUUUGAGUGCCUCAAAUGUGGAAGAGCUUUUACCCAAAGCUCCAAUUUCCUUCGGCACCAGAAACUUCACACUCAGGUAAGACCUUAUGAGUGCAAUCAGUGUGGAAAAGCCUUCAGCCGAAGCUCUGCUCUCAUUCAGCAUUGGAGAGUUCACACUGGAGAAAGACCUUAUGAGUGCAGUGAGUGCGGAAGAGCUUUUAACAAUAACUCCAACCUUGCUCAGCACCAGAAAGUUCACACUGGAGAACGGCCUUUUAAGUGCAGAGAUUGUGGAAGAGACUUCAGCCAAAGUUCCCACCUCCUUCGGCAUCAGAAAGUUCACACUGGAGAAAGGCCUUUUGAAUGCAGUGAAUGUGGGAAAGCCUUCAGCAAUAGCUCCUCCCUCAUCCAGCACCAGAAAAUACACACCAGACAAAGGCCUUAUGAGUGCACUGAGUGUAGAAAAGCCUUCAGCCGCAGCUCCAGCCUGAUUCAGCACUGGAGAAUUCACACUGGAGAAAGGCCUUAUGAGUGCAGCAAAUGUGGAAAAGCCUUUGCUCACAGCUCCAGUCUCACUGAGCACUGGAGAGUUCACACAAAGGAAAAGCCUUAUGAGUGCAAUGAAUGUGGGAAAUUCUUUAGCCAAAACUCCAUUCUCAUUAAGCAUCAGAAAAUUCACACUGGAGAAAGGCCUUAUAAGUGUAGUGAAUGUGGGAAAUUCUUUAGCCGAAAGUCCAGCCUCAUUUAUCACUGGAGAGUUCACACUGGAGAAAGGCCUUAUGAAUGCAGCGAAUGUGGGAGAGCCUUCAGCAAUAACUCCCACCUGGUUCGUCAUCAGAGAGUUCACACACAAGAAAAGCCCCAUGAGUGCCACCAAUGUGGGAAAGCCUUUAGUGAAAGAUCCACACUUGUUCGACACCAGAGAGUUCAUGCUAGAGAAAGGAUUUAUGAGUGCAGCCAGUGUGGGAAAAUCUUCAGCCGCCUUUGUAACCUUGCUCAGCAUAAAAGGAUUCAUGCCUGAGUGUAGCUUUAUGAAAGUGGUCUUUGUGAGAAAAUCUUCAGCCAAGUCAAGCUUUGUGCAGCAGAAUCCUCACCACAG
This is a messenger RNA of Cynocephalus volans (Philippine flying lemur), 2559 nucleotides long. Its product is annotated as zinc finger protein 132-like. Gene Ontology annotation, molecular function: RNA polymerase II cis-regulatory region sequence-specific DNA binding; DNA-binding transcription factor activity, RNA polymerase II-specific. Bases 328 to 2481 code for a protein of 717 amino acids. Gene Ontology annotation, biological process: regulation of DNA-templated transcription. Lineage: Eukaryota; Metazoa; Chordata; Mammalia; Dermoptera; Cynocephalidae. The transcript is spliced from 3 exons. The record is from RefSeq and is a predicted model, not a curated record.